Molecule: messenger RNA, 3874 nt
Organism: Jaculus jaculus (lesser Egyptian jerboa)
Lineage: Eukaryota; Metazoa; Chordata; Mammalia; Rodentia; Dipodidae
Gene: Gprasp3
Product: basic helix-loop-helix family member b9
Exons: 9
Coding region: 1014-2651 (545 amino acids)
Source: RefSeq, a predicted model, not a curated record
CAAGAAAGGAAAAGACAGAGGAGAUUGGCUCAAACCUCUGGACCUUGUGUUUGUCUUUAGGACCUACUACAGUCGUCUUUAGUGUGUAACAUCACUGGACCCCAGACACGAAGGGGAAUUGCACCACAUCUCUGAAGGUGACAACAAAGUUCUGGAACUAGACAAUGAUGGUUGCAACAACAUUGAGAAUGUACUUAGAUCACUGAAUUGUACACUUUAAUUGGUUAAAAUGGAGCUCAAGAAGCUGGGAGUCAUCCUGUAGGAAGCAUUCCUGCAGAGAAGCAGCAGUUGCUAUUGAAAGAGAGAGACACAGAGAGAGAAUUGGUACACCAGGGCCUCAGCCACUGCAAUUGAACUCAAGGUGUUUGCUCCACCGAGUGAAUAUGUGCUACCUUGAGCUUGCCUCACCUUUGUGCAUCUGGCUAUGUGGAAUCUGAAGAGAGAUUGGACAUGUGUCCUUAGGCUUCACAGGUUGUAACACUUCUUUAACCAGAGGACUCUUCUUUGGAGGGAAGGAUAUCAUCUGAAGAUCCUGCUUUUGUGGGCAAGCUGACAUUGAUGGAAAAUUAGGUCUGCUUCCUUCUAGAUUUCUGUAGAGAUGUGUAGGUAGCUGUUCUCUUGGAAACUAAUAUGACAGCAAUUGAAAACUUCAUUUGGAUCCAAGGUCUGCCUGUGAGUCACCUAUAGUUCUUAUCAACACUGGAGGUAACGAAGGAGAAAAUUGCAUCAAGUCAGCACAGUGAUAGCCUUGGAUUGGCAGAAGAUUGCUGUCAACAAGUGUGUUCUCAGAAAUCACCUUCCUCCCAUAUAUCAAGUUCACCUCUACUCUGCUUAUAUCAUGGACAGAGGUUCCUUUUUUUAGAAAGGGAACUGAAUAACUACUGAAUUGACAUUUGAUUCUAACCAUUGCUGCCACUUUCUUCUGUGAUUUAGACAAAAACAUAAAUAUAUUGGCCUUGUACACACUGAGAUCUAAGGGUAAGACUAGAUAGUGGGUUUAACUGAGUUUCACCAUGACUGGUGCAAAGAAUAAGGCUAGAGCCCAGGCCAAAGCUGAGAAAAAGGCAAGUGUACAAGCCAAAGCUGCGGUAGAAAAGCAGGCUCAUACUGUGGUCAAGCCUGCAGCCAAAGUUCAUACAAAGGGAAAAGCUAAGGCUGGACCUAAAGUAGAUGCUGUGGCAGAGGUGAAGACAGUGUCUAAAAACAGGGGUGCUGAGGUGAAGGAAGGAACCCGGUCAGAGCCUAAGACUCCAGUUAAAGCCACAUCAGAUCUCCCCAAAGCUGAGAACAAGGCCACCAGCUCUGCAUGUAAAGAUAAAGCUGGUACUGAUAACUGGUUCUGGGCUGGGGAAGAGGCUAGUAUCAACUCUUGGUUCUGGAAGGGAGAAGAGGCUGGUAAUCGUUCUGUGACUAAGUAUGAAAAUAAAACUGAUGCUGGUGCCCAAAGCUCUGUUGAAGUGAUCGAGCCUGUAACCAGGGUCGGCUGCAAAUCUAGGACAGGAUUUGAGGAGGAGGAAGAAGAGAAUGUUAUUGGAAACUGGUUUUGGGAAGGAGAUGUCACUGGUUUUGAACCUGAUCCUAAACCUGUGUACAGAAUAGUUAGACCUCAGCCAGUGGAUGAAAUUAAUGAGAAAAAUAGACCCAAGGACUGGUCUGAGGUAACCAUCUGGCCCAAGGCUCCUGCUGUAACUCCAGCAGUGUUAGGAUUUAGAUCCCAGGCCCAGUCUGAAACAAGGCCAUCUUCAUAUAUUGUUCUGGCCUCAAAUGAAGAAAAUAAUCGUUCUUUGCCUGCCGAAGCAGCCUCCUCUUCUAAAGGCACUCGCUCGAACUCACAGCCUAUCCCAGAGUACCCAUUUGGUUCUGACCCUUGCAUCCAGACCUUAGAAGAAAUUAGGCAACAAAUCAAGAUUAGAGAAACGAAUGGCAUUAAGCCAUUUGCUUGCCCUUGCAAAAUGGAAUGCUAUAUGGAUUCUGGGGAAUUUGAAAAACUUGUUAGCAUACUUAAGUCAACUACUGAUCCUCUUAUACAUAAAAUUGCACAGAUCGCAAUGGGUAUUCAUAAGGUUCAUCCAUUUGCCCAAGAAUUCAUUAAUGAAGUGGGUGUAGUGACACUUAUAGAAAGCUUACUCAGCUUUCCUUCUCAGGAUGUGAGAAAAAAGACUGUAAUUACCCUGAAUCCUCCUUCUGGGGAUGAAAGACAGCAGAAGCUUGAAAUACAUGUUAAGCAUAUGUGUAAAGAAACUGUGUCUUUUCCCUUGGAUUCGCCUGGGCAGCAGUCUGGAUUAAAGAUACUAGGGCAGUUGACUACUGAGCCUGUUCAUCACUACAUUGUUGCUGGUUACUUUUCAGAGCUUUUCCAUUUGUUGUCCCAGGGAAAUCGUAAAACCAGAAAUCUUGUUUUGAAACUGCUUUUGAAUAUGUCUGAAAAUCCAAAUGCAGCUAGAGACAUGAUCAAUAUGAAGGCAUUGGCAGCACUAAAACUCAUAUUUAACCAAAAUGAGGCAAAAGCCAAUCUUGUUAGUGCUGUGGCCAUCUUCAUUAACAUAAAGGAGCAUAUUAGGAAGGGCUCAAUUGUAGUUGUUGAUCACAUGAGCUAUAAUAUGCUUACUGCCAUUUUCCGUGAAGUUAAAGGGAUUAUUGAAGCAAUGUAAGAUGAGCCAGAAAUGAUAGAGAACACUGAACAAUAUGCAAACUGACAGGCUAUAUAUUCUCAGAGUCUUGUAUAAUGUUUGGCUCAUUACAUUAUGCACACUAUACCUUAACAUCUUUCACACAGUGUUACUUGUGAUAGACAAUAGCUUGGAGCUGCUUCAUUUUUUGGUGUAUCAAAUGAAUAUUACAUCUUGAGGUAAAGAUAUUUGUUGACAAUCUUGUACAGGCUGGCAUAUUUGUCACGUUUUACUUAAAGAAAUUGUGAUCCAUUUGUCAAAAGUAUACUAUCUUGAUCAGUAGUGUCUGGUCCAUUUGUGGCUUUAAAUGUUAAAAAAGAAAAUACUGAUUUUGUAAUCUAGAUGCAGAAAUAAAGCAUACACAAAGGCUACCUGCACUCUGUGUCUAACAUAUUUUUGUACAUAUAUUUUUUUCAUUGCCCAAUAUGACCCCUGGGUUCAAAAAGGAGGAAGGGGUUAUAAGCUAUUUAAUGUAAGAGGGAUUUCUGUUUUCUCUGUACUAUGGCUACAUCAAACAUGGCCCUGAAUCUCACACUAAAUGUUGCAACAUUUAUAACUCUAAUUUUAUACUAUUUCACUUAUGUCAGUCUUCUCAGAAGAAAAAGGAUGUUGGUAUGGAGAGAAAACAUAAGACACUACAUUUUACAUGUUAUUUUCCCUUUGCAGUGGUCCUGUUAAGUAGGUGCUCACAUUUGGUUUCAUUAUUCUGGAUAUCCCUUAAUCAGAUUUGAAACCACAGCUGAAAAGAAGUAUAGCUAUUUUUUCUAGCACCAGAACCCCAUCUCACCACACCUACAAUCCUUUACUAUUUGGUGGUAGCCUUCAAAGUUCAGAGACUGUUUUGUUUUAAUCUAUUAACUUGCAGUAGGCCAAAGUAACUUGCAAUGUCUCUACUAGGUGUUAACACUUAGUUUUCUUCAGAUACAUAUCCAUAAGGCAUUUGGCCAGGAGAAAAGACUGAGAUUAUAGAUACCAUGCAGUAUCUAGGAAAUUCUAGGAAAACAAAACUUGUUAGAUGAAUAAGAUGCAGCUGUGGAUUUAAAAGAAUCCAUACUGUCUUUUUGUGGAGAAAGUCUCUAUCUGUAAAACCCAAGUAUGCUUUGAGAUUUUCAAAAGUUAGAAACUAUAACUAUUGUGCUGUAAGUACUAUUUGUAACUAUGUUGUGGACAUCUUUCCUUGUCAAUAAAUAUGCUUCUAUAAAAUA